GAGGGAGCCGGGGGAGGCUUAAAGGAGCCAUGUCCCCUGCGCGGCGGCCUCGGCUGCUGCUGCUGAAGAGGCCGGAGCCGGGCGGGGGGCCGAAGAGGAAGGUGCCGAGCGAGAUCGGGAAGCGCGCGAGCCCGCCCGCCCAGCCCCGAGGAGCUGUUGAGCGGGGCGCGCGAGGGUUGUCUGGCUGUAAUUCCUCCAAAUCUACCAAAGCCUUGAUAUUUGGUUUGUGAAAUCAACCCAGCAGCAUCCACAAGGAAUGGAGAAAGUUGUUUCAACUGCUUUAUCCGAACAAGAGAAAGAACCCAAGGAUGGUGAGGAAAAAGCUGUGCUGAUGACUGUGAUGUCAAACAAAAAUGAUCUUGCUUCCAUUGAGUCUUCCCAAGGUGAGGAGAGAACAGCUGUCUUUUUGAAAGAUGCAAAAACACCUCCAAAGAGUAUGGCUCUGUUGAGUCCAUCAAAGGAAAGGGAAAUUGGUCUCAAGGAGGCAGUCCAUAAUUCUUCCAAGAAACCAGAAGCAAUGAAUAGAGAGGGAAAAGCAACCGGUGUGAUGGGUAGCUCUAAAGAGGACCCCAGCUUUUUGUUAACAUUCACUGACCAAGAGCCAGAUUUGGAAGCCUGUGCAGUGACAGAUGAGCUUAGUCCUUCUCUUGGUGUUGUCUCCAUUACAGAUCGCAGGAAGGAAUCCCGCAGCAAGGCAGAGCACCGUUUGAAAUUUAGGAAAGGCUGUUACAAAGCAGAUUCAAGAAGAUCAGCGGAUCAAAGAAGCAUGACUGUUUUGUGGAACUACUCUACACAGGAGACAGUGGGCAGUGUCUCCAAAGAAGAAAGCACUUUAGAAAGACUCCCUGGUUUGAAGGAUUCAGAGAGCACUAAGGAUAUCUCAUGGCAAAAUCCUUCUUACUCAGAAGAACCCACUUCUGCAGUGGAAUCUAACAUUAUGAAAACUGUGCAAAUUAAUACUGAUGAUCAAGAAGGGGAGCUUGAGCACUUAGAACAUGGAAUGGCAGCUGGGGAAGCUUCUCCACAACUUGAUGGUGCACAGACUGUUAGUGGGGAUGAAAGAUAUCACAGCAAUGAACCAAAGCAGCUAGAAUUCUUCAGCAAAGAGCACUUAGACAGAAAGCAAGAAUUGGAAAAUAAGGGCUUUCAGACACUUGACUGGCUUUCUGAGCACAAUGAAGGGCUUGGUCCUCCCUAUAGAAGCAUAAAUAAGCCAACAGAUGUAGCAACAAACCUAUCUGUCAGGGGACAGUUGGCACGAGAAGCUUCUUUACUGUCUCUGCCAGUAUUUAGAAAAACGCUAAAUCCUCACCUAAGUAAAACAAAGACUAUUGAGAGUGCACCCUCCUCAAGGAAAGGGCAGGCAAUGAACUCUGAUUUGGGUGAUGUAAGUCCUGUCAACAAAGCUGAAUGGGCAUUGCAGACAUCAGGGGUUCAAACUGCUACGGACCUGGCUGUCCGUAAACGCACUUGGAGCAUUAGGGGCAGAGAUACUGUGGAACAUGUUCGCCCGAGGUCUGCAGAGUCUCCUACUGGCAGUACUUAUGAUGAUGAGACAAGGCCCUAUAUAUCCAGUCUCGUGCUGGAGGAAGAGGGGAAAGAGGAUGUAGGCCAGGAGGAUCCCACUGUGUAUACAUGCAUUGAGUGCAGCAUCUAUUUUAAGAUGAAGGAACAUUUGAUGGAUCACAUGCUUCAACAUAACAGAGGACUAGAUCUGGAUCAAGACAGAGAGGAUGCUGGAGAUCAAUGUCAGUUGACUUGUAAUGAGUGUGGAUGGGCUUUUGGGGACAUUGAUUCUCUAGAGCAGCACAGGAGACUCCAUCAGGAGUCACGAGAAAAAAUAAUUGAGGAAAUUCAGAAGCUUGAUGAAUUUCCGGAUGAAGGACGUGAUGCCAGGCUACAAUGCCCAAAAUGUGUGUUUGGCACUAACUCCUCUAAGGUGUUUGUCCAGCAUGCAAAAAUGCAUGUCAGGGAGAGGAAGGACCAAGGUUUGAAGCAUGUGAACUUGUUUGGCAAUUCUGGUGGUAGUGAACCAAGAGACAGCUCCAUUCACAAUAUAUACAGACACUUUCGGUCAAAUGAGUGUCUUCCUCAAACGACACAUAUGCACAGUAGCAACAAAGGUCAUAGUACUUGCAUGCUUUGCAGCUUUCCUGCCCCAAAUGACAAUAUUUUAAAAGAACACAUGAAAUACACUCAUUCACAAUUGCCAUGGAACACAGAGACUUUUGAAGCAGAUAUGAAUCAGCCUGGAACUAGUAGGGAUACCUACAGCCCUAACAGGUCCAGUCGAUUUUCAGAAAGUGAUUAUUUGAGCAAAGCAGACAGAUUCUUUCCCCAAUCCCACGGUGAGAUCAUUUCCCACUAUGACUCUCCCCCUGCCUUUCUAGGGGGCCAUCACAGACUUAAUAAAAGUAAUGGCAGUAAUAAGAAAGAAAUUCCAAAGCCUGGCUUUCGGGCUAGGAAACGAGCUCCCUAUACCUCCUCACAGAAGAUCUUGGAGAUGUCCUCUCUUACCUCAGCAAACGCUUACUCUCCACAUGCCCUAAAAGAAAGGAAUAAAAGCACAAUGCUGCCACUUGAUUCUGAGAGGGAGAACGCCAAAAGCCACCCAGGUGUGUUAGAAGAACUCCAGCACAAGUGGUUACCCAUAAAUGAUGUUAGGAGUAUGGAAGAAGAAUUCCCCUUAGCAACAGAAAUACAGUUAGCAGAGAAUAGAUACUUCAGGCCCUUUGCUAUUCCUCAGUCCGCCUUGGACCUCAAAAGGACUUUCAGGGGCACUUUGAAAGCAAUAGAUUUUUCAGUAGCAUCAGCAGGACAGCAGCACCAGUUACGUCAGAUGGUUCCUAUUGUAAUUGUUGAGGAGAUUAAUCUUUAUCGCAGAAAGGUGAAACGACCCAAGAUGAAAACUCUCAAAAAAAAGGUGUUGCCUCUCUCCCGAGAGUUUGGAAUGGAUGAGUCCCCUCCCCUAGGUGUCUUCCUAUUAGAUUCCUCUCUAGAAGGAUCUCUAGAACUGGAUGACCUUCUGGAUGCAGAUUCGUCGAUGUUGAAGAAUGAGGAGAGGAAAUGCCCAUACUGUCCUGACAGGUUCCACAAUGGGAUUGGCCUAGCCAAUCACGUGCGGGGCCACCUGAACAGGGUGGGUGUGAGCUACAAUGUCCGUCACUUCAUCUCUGCAGAAGAAGUGAAAGCUAUUGAGCAAAAAUUUUCCUUCCAAAAGAAGAAGAAAAAAGGUAUUGCAAACUUUGAUCCGGGUACCUUCAGUUUAAUGAGAUGUGAAUUCUGUGGGGCUGGCUUUGACACGCGUGCAGGCUUAUCCAGUCAUGCCAGGGCCCACUUGAGAGAUUUUGGUAUCACCAAUUGGGAACUUACCAUCUCACCAAUUAACAUCCUGAAGGAGCUAUUGGCCAAUUCUUCAGAACAUCCUAUGCUUCAAUCUGCACUAGGAACUGAUCCUUCAUCUCCAAAUCAAGACAGAGAGAUGCUUGGCUUUAGGCCCUGCAAAAGCACAACCCCCAUAUCCGAAUGCAGCAUUUCACAAUCACCUUUUUCCCCAUUUCCUCCUUCCUGGGGAGAUGAGCCCAUGCAGUCCUUCAGAGAUGUUAUGGCUUCUGAAGACGAAGAAGAAAUUGUUACUACGGAGAUGGGGUCGCCACCCCUUCAGAAGAAGAGUCCCAUGUCAGGGUCAUUAGACCAAAUCCCAAAUAGAAUAGGGGGUUCACUAUCUCCUGAAAUUUCCAGUAACAAAACCGACUCUCAAGAUUCCAAAACACCAAACCUCACGACAUGUGAGGUCUGUGGCACCUGCUUCGAGACACGCAAGGGCCUGUCCAGUCAUGCCCGUUCUCACUUACGUCAGCUUGGCGUGGCUGAGUCUGAGAGCAGUGGAGCUCCCAUCGAUUUACUGUAUGAACUGAUGAAGCAGAAGGGCAAAGUGGACAGCGGCCCCAUCUCUCCAGGUCUUAGCAAAAAAUCUGCUUCUCCCAAAGAAGGGACUGCAGGGUCCACACGGCCAACACUACUGCCUCUCAGCAAAGCUCCAGAAUGGCCCCAGGAGCCACCUGUAAACAAAGCAAUCAAAUCCCCUCCAGGUUUCACCCCCAAGAAUGUUGCCCAACCAGCAUCUCCCCUUCUCAAGAAAGUGGCUCCUGCUCUGCCUGGUUCUCCUCUGCCAAAGAACCCUGAAGACAAAAGCCCCAAGCUACCGCUGAGCCCUCUGCAGAGUUCUCCUAACGCACAGUGGCCGCAGCCGGAGGAAGAAGGCCCCUUAAAUCUAACUGUAGAUAGUGAUUCGGGCAGAGAAAAUGACUGCCAGUUAUGUGGUGCCUGGUUUGAAACCAGAAAGGGGCUGUCGAGUCACGCUAGAGCCCACCUGAGACACCUGGGAGUGAGCGAUCCAGAUGCUAAAGGAUCUCCUAUUGAUGUUUUAAAUGAGCUCAUCAAAAGUGAAGACUUCAAAGGCCAUCUUUCUUCUCUCCUCUCUAGUGAGAGAGAAUCAUUAGGGGAGACUGAGAGCUCUGAUGGACCGAGCCCAAAGAGCACAGCUACAGCAGCGCCUGCCACAGGCAUGAAACAAGUACAUUCACCAAGGCCUUUGGGCAAGCAGCCAUCUCUACUCUCACCUCAAUCCCCUCCAUCAUCCAAGAAAAUGAAGCCAAACGGUCACAGGCUGUCAGCUGUGGCUAAUCUUCAAAGAAAACAGGGUCUUUCAUCCAGUGCGUACUGGGAAUCAGAUGCUGAGAUGGCUCCACUCAAUCUCUCUUCUGGAGCAGAACCUGUGCGGGACAUCAGGUGUGAGUUCUGUGGUGAAUAUUUUGAGAACCGGAAAGGGCUCUCCAGCCAUGCCAGAUCACACUUGCGACAAAUGGGAGUGACUGAGUGGUAUGUAAAUGGCUCUCCCAUUGACACACUCCGAGAAAUUAUGAAGCGGCGAUCACAGCCUCGGACCAGUACCUCCAGCUCCCCAGCACAGGGUCAAAAAUCAGUUGCCCUGCCUGUUCUUGGAAGCUCUCUGGAACCCCACAGCCCAGGGGAAGGUCAUGUGCCUGCAAUCCCUAAGAAGGCACAUCCUCCAGGGAGCCCCAUGGGGCAUUCAUCUACCUCAUCUUCUCCCCCAACUGCUAGAAAAAUAUUCCCAGGGCUUCCUUCUCCUUCCUCUCUGCACAAGAAGCUGAAACAAGACCAACUACACAUGGAAAUCAAGCGAGAAAUGUUGUCUGGCGGACUUCACAACGAUUCACAUCUGUCCGACAGAGCUUGGUCACCACGAGAAGAUAUGUCCCCACUCAAUCUCUCUUCUCGUGCUGACCCUGUGCGGGAUAUUCGGUGUGAAUUUUGUGGUGAGUUUUUUGAGAACCGAAAGGGACUUUCCAGUCAUGCAAGAUCUCAUUUACGCCAGAUGGGUGUAACUGAAUGGUCAGUCAAUGGCUCCCCCAUUGACACACUUCGAGAAAUUAUAAAGAAAAAGAACAAGCCAUACUUCAUAAAGAAGGAGCCAAACACAAUGAGCAUUGAGCUUCCAAAAUCCAUGGGAGAUGAGGGAUUUGAUCCUAAAUCCCCUGGGAAAAUGCUGCAGUCCAUGUCCUUGUCCCCACUGGGUGGGAGGACUGGAAAACCAAAUCUUGGUCGGGAUAUCUCUCUCUCCCCACUCAAAUCACAGGAGGGAUUCUUUACGCCACUCUCUACUAAGCGUCCACUGUCAGAUGAGCGUCUGAGUAUUCACCACAGUGAAAUGAAGCAUAAAACCUACAUCCAGACUGAACUGCCAUUCAAAGCCAAGCAUAUGCAUGAAAAGCCCACUCAUACAUCCAGCGAAGCCUGCUGUGAACUCUGUGGCCUCUACUUUGAGAACCGUAAGGCACUGGCCAGCCAUGCUCGUGCGCAUCUCAGACAGUUUGGAGUGACUGAGUGGUGUGUGAACGGCUCCCCGAUCGAGACUUUAAGUGAAUGGAUCAAGCAUCGCCCCCAGAAAGCUGGAGCCUAUCGCAGCUAUAUCCAGGGAGGACGCCCCUUCACCAAGAAGUUCCGCAACGCCUCUCAUUUUCGUGAGAUCGAUCUCUCUGGGAAGAGGGUUCCCCUGAGCUUGCACGCCAGCAGCCCUCUACUGGCAAGCAGAAGCCUACUAGGGGAGAUGUUGCCCAGUGAGCCCAGCAAAGCUGUGGAUUGUGGUAGCAGUGGUGAGCGGCCUGCAGUCACAUUCCCUCUGUCUCUGGUGAAGGUGGAGGAGCAUCAGCACCAUAACAUCAACAUAGGAGCUGCGGCAGCUGUUGCUGCUUCUAUCAAACGAGGAACAGAAAAAGCUGAGCUCAACCUGCUAAGCGAAGGGAAAUGGCCCAGCCGAGGCAGCUGGUCACGUGGCUGUAUGAUGGCUAAAGAAACCACCCGGCAAUGGAGGAGGAGGGCGAGAGGAGGAGGAGGAGGUGGGAUGAGGAAAAGAAAAGGAGAAUUUGAACGGAGGCAGGCCAAGCCCGUUGAGGCUCCUCUACCUCGAGAAGAUGAGACCAGUGAUGUGCAGCAGAAGGCUGACGAGGCUCGCCAGCCACCUCUUAGAGUGAGACCAGUGCCCUCCUUGGUUCCAAGGCCACCACAGACUUCCUUGGUUAAGUUUGUGGGCAACAUCUACACGCUGAAGUGCAGGUUUUGUGAAGUGGAGUUCCAGGGCCCCCUCUCCAUCCAAGAGGAAUGGGUGCGGCACCUCCAGCGCCACAUCUUGGAGACUAACUUCUCCAAGGCAGAUGGCCUGAGAAGUGAGAUUGAUGUGCCUGUGGCACCACCUGUAGCUGAGGCUCAGUAGCAAAGCUCUUAGGAAGCACAAGCAUUCCAGGGUAUCUCCCUUACCUUUCCAGAUGAACAAGAGUAACAAACAGGGCCGGAAGCAGUAUUUGACCUUCUGGGUUCCACGGCUUCAUUUCUGAGGCAGGUAUCUGUGGGCUGACUUGGACUUUGGGAGGUUGGGAAAAGAGUCCCCGCAUUUAAGCACUAAAUGAACCACGCUGUUCCUAUUGGUGAUGCUCUUUAUUGACAGCAGUGAUACUCCAGAUUGGAGUUUGCCCUUGGGCAUUCUGUCUGCACAGAGCUGAGGGUAUGGAACAAAGUGAAAUGGGAAUUUCCUUGUCCUUCCAGUGAAUCCAAGUUUCUCCAAAGACACACUCUCAUUAUAGGAAGCAUGGGCUUUCUCUGUUACAGCUCAGGCUGUAAGAGGUGUGAUGGUAAGAGUUGUGAAUAUGAGGUUCUAGUGAAAGUUGUGAACAUGAGGAUCUGUGUGAAGCCAAGGUUAGGCAAGAUGGGAGGGUGGAUGCAGAGCUCUUUUGCUCUGUGGGGAAAGUUGUUGAUUCUGUAUGUGACCCUAGAGUUGAUGUGCGUUUGACUCCUUAGGUGACAAGUCUUUAGUUUCUGUAGAUGUUGGGUCCUGUUGUGCAUGUUCAUGUCCUCCAACUAUGUGUACUGGGAAUUGGUCCCAUCAGCAGUAAAGCGGAAGUAAUGAAUUUCUUGACCAUAUACACUUCCCCUUUUCCUCACUUCCUGAUACCACUUGGUUAUUCCUGUCUAUUUCAUGUGGGACCCUUCAUUUAGGAAACCCAGCUCUGCCAUUAUUAUGAUAAUCAGAUUUUGGCAGAGGAGUAUGUUGCAUUUCUUGUCUUUAGCCCUAUAAUGAAGUAUGGGCCAUGAUUUCCCUAUGGUGACAUCUGCCUGAAAUCAGUGGAAACGUGUGCUUUUGACCAAUUCUGAAUAAGCACGUUCUUUUCAAGAGUACAUGGAAGGCUGAGGGGAGCAUGGCCUUCUGGACUUCUUGGUGGAAGGGCUGUGAUCCUCCUUUCUAGCAAACCCUUGGUGCCGUUCCCAAAUCAGCAACAGUAGACCCUGUUGGAAUUCCUGCUUUCCUGUUUUUGGUUACUGUUGCUGUACUUUUUCUCUCUUCAUAGAACCUCAACUUUUUAAACUCUAGUUUUGUGUAGAAAUAACAAGCAUUUGUUUUUAUUUGGAGCCAGGCUGUGCAGAGCCUGGGAGAAAAUUACCUUUUAACUUUUUCAGUGGGCAUAUUCUGGUUAUUACUGUAUCUAGGAAUAUGUAUAUUAGAUUAAAUUCUGUUCUGGAAACAAAAUGGAGAA
This is a messenger RNA of Anolis sagrei ordinatus, 8108 nucleotides long. It is a transcript of the gene WIZ, whose product is annotated as WIZ zinc finger. Gene Ontology annotation, cellular component: nucleus. Lineage: Eukaryota; Metazoa; Chordata; Lepidosauria; Squamata; Anolidae. The record is from RefSeq and is a predicted model, not a curated record. Gene Ontology annotation, biological process: regulation of transcription by RNA polymerase II. Gene Ontology annotation, molecular function: DNA-binding transcription factor activity, RNA polymerase II-specific; RNA polymerase II cis-regulatory region sequence-specific DNA binding.